AUGCAGCUUCGUCAGCAGAACGUGGAAGAUCUUGAGCGAACCGAGCAGAAUUACAGAUACCGAACAGAGAACAGUAGUGAAAUGCCCGUUGACUAUAGUGCCCACAAUUUUUAUGAAUCACGCUCAGUUGUUGAUGCUGCUCUACGAGAUAAUAUCCGUGUUAGACGCCAUGGUGACACUACUGUAGUGACAGAAUAUCGUGAUCCGUAUUCGUUUUAUUGGCAGCUGGAUCAAGCAAGACCUCGUGAAGUAGAAACUCCAAAACGGCCACCUCAAACUGAUUACGUUAUUGAUGAGGAAAUCGUAGAUGAUGCGGUAUUAUCGCCUGACAGUCAUGAUAGUGGAAUAAAUGUGGAAGUUCAUUACAGCAGACCUAUGCGUUAUGACGAUACAUCAUCAAUGAAAGCACUUCCGACUGGUUGGGAAAGGCAUGAAGAUCCAUCCGGCUUUUCGUAUUAUUGGCAUGUCGAUAGUGGAACGAUACAGCGAGAAGUUCCGCGUGAAGGAAUACCAGUUGAAACAAAUGAUGCUCAUUCCGAAUUUCGUGAUCAGGAGACACAAGCUGGAGAACAUCCUGCACCACCCUCUGUUCAGCAAAUUAUUCACCUUCCAUCUCAGCAACCGGUUAUUGAAGAACAUGCUUUCAAGCAGACUACCACCAAACGAUGUAUUGAUAAUGAUUUUAGUGAUUUUGAUGACGACAAUAUGGACAGACCCGUUCGUUUUGCUGUUCGCUCCUUAGGAUGGACUGAAAUCCCAGAGGACGAUCUAACACACGAAAAAAGUUCAAGAGCUGUUAAUAGAGCAAUUGUGGACUUAAGCAGAAAUGAUAUAUUGGAUAAUAUUUCGAAAUGGGGAGACGGUCGAGAGCUGAUCAUGGAAUUAGAUGAUAAUGAUUUGAAGUUAAUCGAUCCGGAUACGAUGACUGUUGUGCAUUCCGAACGAAUGCAGCAUAUUCGUGUGUGGGGAGUUGGACGUGAUAACGGCCGAGACUUUGCAUAUGUUGCUCGAGAUCGAGUGUCACGUCGUUUCAUGUGUCACGUAUUUCGUUGCGACACGCCUGCUCGGAAUAUUGCAAAUACUUUGCGAGAUAUCUGCAAAAGGUUAAUGCUUCAGCAGCGACCGAAUACUCUUGGCUCUAUGGAUUAUGGUGAAAGAAGACUUAUUGCCAGAGACACAUAUUUGCCAACUCCCAUCGAAGAACCGAAGAAGAUUAUUCGAUGUCAUUUCUUGGGCGUCACACAGGUGCCGCGAGCUACAGGAAUUGAAGUUCUGAAUGAAGCUGUUGACCGUCUGGUGUCACAGGUUCGAUCAGAUAGGUGGAUAUUAGCAGACGUAUUAGUAGCUCCGUCAACAAUAACAAUAAAUGAAGUGAAUGGCAAUCAAAUUGCUCAGUGUAGAGUACGGUACUUAUCAUUCUUAGGAAUUGGACGUGAUAUCAAGCAUUGCGCUUUCAUUAUGCAUACUUUGUCAGAAAGCUUCAUGUGUUAUGUGUUUCGUGUAGAACCUUCCGCUGGUCCUAUGGCUAAAACUAUCGAAGCUGCAUGUAAAUUACGCUAUCAGAAAGUUCUCGAUGCUCAUGCGGGUGGACGGAUAUCAAAUGGGAAAGGCUGGAGUGAUUCAUUAUGGAAUGCGAUAGGUAGUGUUCGAGAUCGUUUCUCGAUGUCAUCUCGCUAA
Thelazia callipaeda (thelaziosis nematode) is the source of this 1677-nucleotide messenger RNA. The record is from the annotation of a GenBank genome assembly. Lineage: Eukaryota; Metazoa; Nematoda; Chromadorea; Rhabditida; Thelaziidae.